Molecule: messenger RNA, 2987 nt
Organism: Xyrauchen texanus (razorback sucker)
Lineage: Eukaryota; Metazoa; Chordata; Actinopteri; Cypriniformes; Catostomidae
Exons: 7
Coding region: 65-1321 (418 amino acids)
Biological process (GO): immune response; cellular response to interleukin-1; monocyte chemotaxis
Cellular component (GO): extracellular region
Molecular function (GO): CCR chemokine receptor binding; chemokine activity
Source: RefSeq, a predicted model, not a curated record
CUCCUGCAACAUAGACCCUUCAACACAGUAGAGUUUCAUAAUUAGAAGUGUGCAAGAGGACAAGAUGAAGUUCAUUUAUCUAACUGCCUUUCUUUGCUCUCUCGUGGUGAUGGGUGUUGUGUCAGCAGGGAAUGAUGGACCAGUAGUAAGUUGUUGUUUAGAGGUUUCAAACAUCAAAAUGCCACUAAGAAACAUCAAAGAUUAUAGAAUUCAAAACUCACCACUUUGUCCUCUCAAAGCUGUAGUGUUCAUCACUGUGAAGAAUAAACAUAUCUGUUCAGAUCUAGAAGAUAGAUGGGCCAAGCAUGCUAUGUACGAGGUGGAUAGAAAAAAAUCUAACAAACAGCCAACUUCUACAAUCAGCAUCUUAACUCCAGUGAGAACAGGGAGCACACACAUCUCUAUGAGUACUACGACACCUGGACCUGAGAAAAUUACAUCACAGAUCACAUAUAAAACGACAAACAAAGUAACAACACCUCCAGUGGUCAUCACUCUGUCACCUGUAUACAGAGAGAAAGAAAUGUCCAAGAACUAUAAAGUUGUUACAUCUGCAAAAGAGUGCUGCUUGACAGUAACAAAAAACAAAGCAGCGUUUCAUGAAAUUGUGGACUACAGAGUUCAAGAAACACCACUGUGCUCUUUAAGAGCUAUACAAUUGCAGAUCAUAACAAAUAAAAUCAUAUGUUCAGAUCCAGAAAAUCAAUGGGCUAAAAAAGCAAUGAUGGAUGUGGAUAAAAGAAAGAUAACCACAGCGGCUCACAUAACAAGUAAACUGUCCUCUUUGAGUACUACGACACAGACCACCGCAGGUGAAACAAAGUGGAUCUCAACUACAACUGUGUCACCAACACAGAAAACUAUGUCAGAGACGAUGUUCAAAAUACCCGGACUGGACGUUGUAACCUCUGCUGAAGAGUGCUGCUUGACAGUUGCAAAAAACAAACCAGUGUUUCAUGAAAUUGUGGACUACAGAGUUCAAGAAACAUCUCUGUGCACCAUCAGAGCUGUUGUAUUCAUAACUAUGGAGAAUAAGACCAUUUGUGCUUCUCUAAAGGAGAACUGGGUUCAGGAUUACAUACAGAACUUGAACAGACGAAGAAAAACAACUGAAACAACAGAUAAUGACAAAGAGUUUGUUAUCAUGAGAACCAAACCAAUAGAGCAGAACCGAAGACAUUCUACUGUAACCAUAGAGACAGCAACAGCAAUGUCAUUGUCAUCUAUAAUGAAUGACCCGUUUCACAACACCAAUAAUUUAUUUUGUGUAAAGGAGCCAGCUAAAUACCCCAGCUCUUAUUUUUGUAUCAAGCAGCCUUAAUACUGAGCCUAGUUCUUUGAAAGUUUUGGACAGCUAUAGUAUUUAUAGAUUUAUGGCAGUGUGGUUAUGGAAGUGAGGCUGUAGAUGAUGUUUUCUCCAGAGUCAACACACUGAUUUCACUGACUGAUUAUUCACCAGGGUAUGCACCAGCUGUGCGUAAGUUCUCACAUAAGUUGGGACUUAAUGUUCACACUAAGGGCUUAGUAACUACUAAGUCAGUGCUUAAUUUGGUUGCACCACCUGUUGUCAAGACAAGACUUCACUAAUUGACUCUUUAAAGUAAUGCGUAGUCACAUAUUUUGACGUUUACCUGUAUUAAUCCAAUAAACAGUCUUCAAAUUUGUACACCGAAGUGUUAAAAAGCCGUGAAUUUCAAUUUGAUCUUGUUACAGUUGAUAUUCAAACCUUGUUUGCUCACCUAACUGUCAGCUGUAAUAAUUUAUAUCCCCAUUAAAAUAUGAUAUGUAAUAAAAAUAGAUUUGAUAAAUAGUAUAUUUGCCCUGUGUAAAUAACAAUAUAUAGGAAUAGUAUCUAAAAUAAAUAAGGGUGAUAGAUAAAUAUUAUGCAGGCUAGAAAAAUAGAUAUUUAUUAAUUUUAAUAUCUUGUAUAUUUUGAAUGAGUUGAAACUUGACAACGGGUGACACACACUGAAGAUGGUUAGAAUGGUUUCAUAAUGAAGAGCCGCUUAAAAGUACGUUUUUUUUCACUCUCUUAAAUGUAAACGAGUGUAAAUGUCAACAUCAUAAUGUACUGUAUGUCAAAAUGACUGAUGCCUGUCACCUAAAACAUGAGCUCAUUGAUGUCAUAAAUAUCAGUCUGCUUUUUUUAUUCCAAUCAUCAUUCCUGGUCAGAGGCUGCAGUAAAUAUUUAGUUUAUAGGUAGAGUUACAUUCUACCUAAGUUUAAUGGUGCAACGCUCACAUAUAUAUAGUGCGUAAUUGUGACUUAGUGCCCAUUUACGCUACAACUAGGCUAUGUUGUAACUUACAUAUAAAUGGUGCAACCGGCCCCUGUUCUCUAUUUAAUUCAAUGAUCAGACUGAUUUGAGUGAUCACUUGUAUUUUGUGUAUUAAUUAUAUGUAAAUAAACAGUUUGCAAUAACACAUUAUGUUGUAUGGUAGCCUAUGUUUUUGAAUGUUGGGUGUGGCAGAAAUCUUAUUUGGGAAAGACUGAACAUUUUAAGGUGCAAUAAGUAACUUUUGACAAAAAUAUUUUAAUCUCCAGUCAUACCAGAGGACUAGAAUUUUUUUAUGUUGUUGUUGUUGUUCUACAAAAGGAAUGUCACUCCAUCAUGUCUGCUGCCAUGUUGAGAUCACAUGGCCAACUAGUGAUGCCUAGUAGCUUUUCUUUAGUUUACUAGAAGUUUGCAUUGAUGCCCUCUUGAGUGCAUUAUAAAGUGCAACAUAUCUGUCACUACUUCCUCUCGACUAACAAAGUGUAAUGUUGCUGUGGUGUACCAGCACUCAUCUGCACCAGUACUAUGUACAAACAGACCAGAGGACAUUUUAUGGCUUGUAUCUCUUGAGCGAUUUCGAAACAGGAAAUGCGCAUGUGGUUAUUCAUUUAAAUAUGUUACUACUCAUAUUUAAUUUGACAUAAUAGCAGAAAGAACCUGCAUAGUAAAUAAGACAAUAGUAAACUAACUUAUAAAUGUUUAAUUAUUAUAU